Messenger RNA from Ostrea edulis (European flat oyster), 673 nucleotides. RefSeq lists its product as uncharacterized. Bases 218 to 622 code for a protein of 134 amino acids. The record is from RefSeq and is a predicted model, not a curated record. Gene Ontology annotation, biological process: sleep; positive regulation of voltage-gated potassium channel activity; regulation of synaptic transmission, cholinergic. The transcript is spliced from 3 exons. Lineage: Eukaryota; Metazoa; Mollusca; Bivalvia; Ostreida; Ostreidae.
AUUUAUUUAAAUCGUUCAGGUCGACUUGGCCUAUUAUCGUAUUCAGAGCUCGGGGUCAAAAACACCGUGAAAGACAAAAUAAUGGAAUUUAAUAUUUUCAUUGUCCGUGAUCAGUUUUCAUUCGGGAACAUUAUUACUGCACACGGUGUCUGUAAACAUGGACGCCUAAUUCACUAGUUAGAGAUUUCCUGUCGGGUAGGAUGACUACCAAUUGGAUAUGUAUUUCCAGCUGAUCCUAAUCCUUACGGCGGUAGCAAUAGGAGAGGCACAUUUGUGUUAUGAGUGUACUUCCCUAGACGAUGGCUGGUGCACCGAACACUUUGUUGGUAAGGACGCUUCCUCGUUCUUCCAUCAUGUCGUCAACUGUACCGGAGACUGUAUGAAAAUGACCGUCCGAGUUACGGACAGCAAAUACUUCUAUGUCAGGACGUGUGACGUCAGUAAGGGAUUUUCCAACACGUGUUCUGUUGGCAGCUAUGUUUUGGGAAUUCCCACCAGUACGGUAUGCGUGUGUUCAGGAAAUCGCUGCAACACCGCCGCUAGAAUCUGCAGCACAGACUGUUUAUAUUCUGUGUUUUGGACAUUAUUCCUAUUUCUUUAUUUGUCAAACAUGUUUGCAUGAUCUCUUCAUUUACUUGUAUGAUUUACAGUUGUUGAUAAAGUUAAAAAUAUA